Pyrenophora tritici-repentis Pt-1C-BFP is the source of this 201-nucleotide messenger RNA. RefSeq lists its product as uncharacterized. The record is from RefSeq and is a predicted model, not a curated record. NCBI's taxonomy places the organism in Eukaryota, Fungi, Ascomycota, Dothideomycetes, Pleosporales, Pleosporaceae.
AUGCCGAAGAACAUGCAUGAUUUGGCGAAAAAGGCGUUGAAGGACCCACCCUCUCGCAAGGGCGAUGACAAGAAAGAUACUGAAGAAGAUGCAAAAGCUGCGAAGGAGCUUGUGGGACUGAAAGAGGAUGACACGUCCUUACUUCCUGUACCCAAGAACUUAACGCGCAACGAGACCGUUGAUUGGGAAGAAGUCACUUGA